AUGGUGCAUUGGGAGUUUAUACAGGAGAUGAUGGAAGGCUAUGGAUUCCCUCCAAAGUUCACUCAAUUGAUUAUGACUUGUAUUACCACGACUAGAUUUUUUGUCAAAGUAAAUGGUGAAGGGUAUGGUUACUUUGAAGGAAAGAAGGGUUUAAGGCAAGGUGAUCUAAUAUCACCCUUGCCUUUUGUAUUGGUAAUGAAGUAUCUGACAAGAGUUCUGAAACUAAUGAGUCAGCUUCCAGAUUUCCUAUUCCAUCCAAUAUGUAAAAAACAAAAACUCACUCAUCUCAUCUUUGCAGAUGAUUUGAUGAUUUUUUGUAAAGGAAAGGAAAAUCCUGUUAAGAGGAUCAUGGAAGCUAUUGGACAUUUUUUAGCAGCAAUUGAACUGGUAGCCAACUCAGAUAAAUCAAUUCUAUAUGUUGCUGGAAUUAAUGAUGCAAUACAGUCUAGGUUGCUGGAGAUUACUGGCUGUAAAUACAUGGAUGGGAAUGCAGAUGCCACAGGCUGGGACAAAAGAAUGUUUGCAAUGGUUAUGACAGAGGCACUGGAGCAGGUUCAAAAAAGAGAUGGUGGCUGCAGUUCUUGGAGCAAUGACCUACUUGAUUUGGCAAUCAAGGAACUGGAGGAUAUUCAGAGACUGCAGUGUACAGAAGGACUUCAUUAUACAACAAAUACAAUUCACAGUAAGGGAAAGAAUGUCAAUGUUUAG
Messenger RNA from Lycium ferocissimum, 708 nucleotides. RefSeq lists its product as uncharacterized. The record is from RefSeq and is a predicted model, not a curated record. Lineage: Eukaryota; Viridiplantae; Streptophyta; Magnoliopsida; Solanales; Solanaceae. The transcript is spliced from 2 exons. The coding region runs from base 1 to 708 and encodes 235 amino acids.